Messenger RNA from Lathyrus sativus (Indian pea), 2112 nucleotides. The record is from the annotation of a GenBank genome assembly. NCBI's taxonomy places the organism in Eukaryota, Viridiplantae, Streptophyta, Magnoliopsida, Fabales, Fabaceae.
AUGGCUGCAUCUUCAACUACUGUCGGAGAUGCCUUUCUCUCUGCACCUAUUCAAACCAUGAUAGACAAACUAACUUCAACGGACUUUCAAGAUUACGCCAACAACAAUAAGCUAAGUCUCUCCCUUGUGACGCAGUCGCAAACAGCACUGCUAGCUCUUGCGCCUGUGCUGGAUGAUGCUGAGAAGAAGCAGAUCCACUAUCCUGGUAUCAGAAAAUGGCUUGAUGAGUUAAAAGAUGCAAUCUUCGACGCAGAGGAUUUGCUGAACCAAAUUAGUUACGAUUCUCUGCGGUGCAAGGUCAGGAAUCCGGGGUGGAAUUUUCUUUCAUCUCUUUUUAAUACCAGUGAAGAUUUCAACUCCCAAUUAAAGACUGCGUGUGAGAGACUGCAGCUUUUUGCACAACAGAUAGAUAACCUUGGCUUGCAAACGGUAAGUCAUAAGGUUCUUCCUACAGCCUAUAGACGUUCAACUGCAAUAUCAUCCGUAAAUGAAUCUUUUAUUGUUGGUAGGGAAAACGAUAAACAGAAAUUAAUUAAGAUGUUGCUAUCUGAAAGAGAUAAUGACAAAAAUAACUUAGGCGUUGUUGCAAUUGUAGGCAUCGGAGGUCUGGGUAAAACGACCCUCGCCAAACUUGUUUACAGCGACUUCAGAGUUAAGAAUCAUUUUGAUCUAAAAGCCUGGGCUUCUGUGUCUUUAGAUUUUGAUAUUUUGGAAAUAACUAGAAGUCUCCUAAAAACUGUCACUUUAGGAAACUGGGAUACCAAUGAUCUUCAUAUUCUCAGAGCUGAAUUGAAGAAAAACUUAAGGGGCAAAAGAUUUUUGUUUGUGUUGGAUGAUGUGUGGGAGAGAGUAUAUGAUAAUUGGAUUGAUCUCGUAAGUCCUUUUGUUGGAAAAUCAGGAAGCAAGGUGAUCAUCACAACACGUAACCAUUCAGUUGCAACGAUGACAGGUGCAUCACAUAUUCAUACAUUAGGUGCUCUAUGGGAGUCAGACUCUUGGUCUUUACUCUUAAAGGAUGUCUUUGCUUUUGGGGGCUCUGUAGACCCAAUGCUAGAAUAUAUUGGCCAGAGCAUUGCAAGAAAGUGUGGCGGACUGCCACUAGCUCUUAAGGCACUUGCAGGACUUCUACGUACUAAUCUAGAUGCAGAGUAUUGGGAUGCAAUUUUGAACAGUGACAUCUGGGACUUACCAGCAAAUGAUGUCAUGCCGGCAUUGCAUGUGAGUUAUCAAUAUCUUCCUUCUCACUUGAAAAGAUGUUUCACUUAUUGUUCCAUUUUUCCAAAAGAUUAUCCACUUGAUAGGAAGCAACUGGUUUUGUUGUGGAUGGCAGAAGGAUUGGUUGAGAAAUCUCUAGAUUCAAAGGAAGCCGAGAAAAUAUUGGGUAAGAGUCAAGUCGGGUUAAGUAUCAAAGAGCUCAGAAAAUUUCAAUACUUACGAGGAAAACUUACUAUCUUGAACCUGCAUAAUGUCAUUGACUCCAUGGAGGCAUUUGCUGCAAACUUAAACAGCAAACAACGAAUAGAGGAGUUAGUGCUACAAUGGGGUGAGCAAACUGAAUACUGUGAAGUACAGUUAGCCGUGCUUGAUAUGUUGCAACCAUCAAUAACCUUGAAGAAACUGAGUAUUAACUACUAUAGUGAAAAAAUCUUUCCAAGUUGGUUGGGAGAUUCUUCAUUCUCUUCCAUGGUGUACCUUAGCAUCAGUAAUUGUGAAUAUUGCCGUACACUUCCACCACUAGGGCAGCUGUCUUCUCUGAAGGACCUAAGGAUAGAUGGUAUGAAGACGUUGAAGACAAUUGGCCCGGAGUUCUAUGGCAUGGUAGGAGAAGGUUCUAAUUCUUCAUUCCAGCCAUUUCCGUCCCUACAGAAUCUGCAAUUUAGAAACAUGUCAAGUUGGAAAGAAUGGCUUCCCUUUGAAGGUGGAAAAUUUCCUUUUCCUUGUCUCCAAACUUUGAGGUUGCGGAACUGUCCUGAACUGAGAGGACAUUUGCCCAACCAUCCUCCUUCCAUUAAACAAAUCGUAAUAAUUGAUUGUGGUCGUCUCCUGGAAACACCAUCCACUCUGCAUUCCCUCUCAUCCUUGGAAAAUAAAAAUAUUGUUUACCUAAAAUGA